Homarus americanus (American lobster) is the source of this 2168-nucleotide messenger RNA. RefSeq lists its product as uncharacterized. Lineage: Eukaryota; Metazoa; Arthropoda; Malacostraca; Decapoda; Nephropidae. The transcript is spliced from 7 exons. The record is from RefSeq and is a predicted model, not a curated record. Bases 135 to 1013 code for a protein of 292 amino acids.
GGAAGACUUCAGUGUUGGAAGAAAUUCUGAGGUUAAGACGUGAGACGCUCUCCUCCGCCGUCCCUCUACCACCCAAGGGAAGCUGUUUUCUCUUAUACAGUCAGCAGUUGCCUCCGUGACAUACAUCAGGAAGGAUGCGGGUCAGCGUGGUGGUGGCGGCGAUGAUGGUGGUGCUGGCGGCAUCUCCCUCAGCAGUGCCUGGGGUGGAAGGGCAACUCAGUCUGGGUCCUAGUGGAGUUUCAACGCCUCCCAUCAACAUCGUGUCUGUCUUCAGGUUCCUGAGGGAUCUUUUCAACGCUAUCUGGUAUCCUGAGACAGUGAAGGCGACCAAGGUACUCCCAGGAACUCAAGCUAAGAGCGAGGUCAACGAGGUGACCCAAGAUGACCCAGCUGACCCCAUCACCAAUAACACAGUCAUCGAGAAGUUCGACUCAGAUUGUGAAGAGGAUGAGAAUGGCGAUUGUUUGAUGCCUUCUGAACCAUAUACCCUGGAGACUCGUGAGGACCAGGAGGUUACCCGAGAUGGAGAUAUAGUAGAUCUAUUGGCGAUAACUGGAGACCUUCUGGGAGAUAAGACCGGCCCGGCAGAGUUACUGGCGGCGGGGAAGUGGCCGCUGGCUUAUGUGACCUUCAUUACCAUUACCUUUUGGCUGUUUGUGUUGAUAGCGACGCCUUAUAUCAUCACAGGGGAGACGAUUACCAGGAGGGAUGAUGAUGCUGGCUUCCUCGGCCUUGUGGAUCAGCAGGACGUGCUGCUACUGUUGUCGUGGCUGCUGGGGGAGGCGAGUAACGACAAGUCCUGCUUAGAGCGGCUGGUGUGCCUCACUCCUACCAAGUCUUCAAGAUACAUCUCCGUGUCGUCCAUGGUCUUCAACGUGGCCAAGUAUAUGCGAAGAUGGGUGCCCUACAGCCAGCGCUUCCAGGACCAACUUCACCACCUCAAUGACGUGACCCAAGACGGCUACUCCUACACUUGCGAAAAGUACUUCUGUCCUACUGUCCCUGAGUUGUAGGAUAUGUGUCCUUCAACUGCAGGAUCACCCAUAUACACGUUCUUAGAGUGGUAGGAUCCCAUACACACGUCCUUGAGUGGUAGGAUCCCCAAUACACACGUCCUUGAGUGGUAGGAUCCCCCAUACACACGUUCUUGAGUGGUAGGUUCCCAUACUUCAGUGGAAGGACCCCCACACACGUCCUUCAGUGGUAGGAAUCCCCUAUGCACACGUCCUUGAGUAGUAGGAUCCCCCAUACACAAAUAAGAUACUCAAUAUUAUAAUCGUAUUGGUCUAUACUUGAACCAUACUACAAAUCACAAUCCUACAGGUCACCCUCCUACCAUAAUCCUACAACACCAACAAGGAACAAAACCCAUCCCACAAUGACAUACACAACGUCUCUACGAUACACUGAUGAUAAAUUUAUGCCAACAAUACAACACUGUCCCUGGCAAUAAUUUUAUUGGAUUAUCUCAAGACAUAAAGAGACGCAUGUGUGUGUGAUGGAUGGGGCUCUGAACACAUUACAAAUGAAUCCGUAUAAAUUAUAUAUGUAUAUCAAACCUCUUCCGUAUAUCUGUCAGACUUGAGGUAAUGAAUCACGAGAAAUAAAUAGUUUUAGUGCGUCUAUCGUGGCGAGGCUCUGAUGGAGGGUUUUAAAAGACUAUCGUGUUUAAAGACCUAAUUUCUGGUGUUUUCCCGGGUUACUGUGUCCUGUAGACCACCUGUAGAGCACCGUCAGUGAUCUGUAGACUCUGACAAUGUACUUUAGAGCAAUUGGUUUAUAAUAGUAAUCUCUGACUCAAGAAUGAAUGUGUGUUCUGUAAGUGUUCACCAUAUAUGAUUUUGGUCUGAGUAAAAUAUCUUGUUCUUCUCGACAAGUAAAUAUCUCUGGGAAGUAUUCGUGGUCGUGUUGUGGGAACUGUUUGUGUUCCUGUGCCACGAGUUUGUGUCAAGGUAUCUAUGAAUAUAUAUGAACACACACACACACACACACACACGUUGUCGCUCACUCUCCUCCAUCGUUCACUCGAGGCCUCAGACAAUUAAUCUUAACAUCUAUAUAUUUAAAAAGAGUUAUCUAAUGUGUUCUCGUUUAUUGUUAACAUUAUUGUACAGUAUUUAUUGUAGUAUUUAUAUCCUUCUAAAUAUACUUUGCAUAAAAAUACGAAA